GACAGUAGCAGUUCCGACAGGGAAGCGAAGGAGCUCUUUCUCGCUUUCACUGGCACUUGGCACUCGAAGUUAACAGCAGAUUGGAAAUUGCUAGGAUCUUAGCAAGCAGCUUCUAGCUGUGUGUGUGUUCGUGCAGAGGGAACUCUCAGCCGAUCAAGAUCCCGCACUCAGGACGAGGAGCAGCAGACACCAGAGAUCCCAGGCCGGGACUCCCUCUCUUUCCCAGACGCUCACCGCCGUGACGGCGUCACCCGAGGCACGUGGGACCUGCGCGCUGGGAACGGCCUGAACGAAUUUGCCACCGACUCCUGCUGGCUGCAAAGGGGACUGGACAGCUCUCCUUGGGGUGAUAUCUGACUCGGUUGUGUUUGUGUGAGACAUCCUUGGGGAGGCAAGAGAGGGCGGUGUGUGCCUUUCGGGAGAGGAUUUAAAAGCAGGGCGGGAGUGUUACUAAAUUAAAAGCCCCGGGUAACCACUAGGGCUUUAUCACUAGCUCUGUUGCAUUGCUGCUUGGUUUAGCCUGUUCACGCCACAGGUACCAUGCAGCUGGAUAGCAUCACCAAUGGGAGCGUCCACACCUUCCAGGGGCACCGCGGAGUAGCCAAUAAGCCCAACGUGAUCCUGCAGAUAGGGAAGUGCAGGGCUGAGAUGCUGGAGCAUGUCAGGAGGACCCACCGGCACCUCCUCACGGAGGUGUCCAAGCAGGUGGAGCGGGAGCUGAAAGGCUUGCAGAAAUCAGUGGGGAAGCUAGAGAAUAACCUGGAGGACCAUGUCCCAUCCACGGACAACCAGAGGUGGAAAAAGUCCAUCAAGGCCUGCCUGGCCAGAUGCCAGGAGACUAUUGCCCACCUGGAGAGGUGGGUUAAGAGGGAGAUGAAUGUCUGGAGGGAGGUGUUCUUCCGCCUGGAGAAAUGGGCAGACCGGUUGGAGUCUAUGGGGGGCAAAUAUGGCCCCACGGACCAUGCCAGGCAGACUGUCUCCGUCGGGGUGGGCGGCCCGGAGAGCAGGGGCAAUGACGGGGAGAUUUACGAUUAUGCCCUUGACAUGAGCCAGAUGUAUGCACUGACUCCCUCUCCCGGGGAGAUAACUAGCAUGCCCCAGCCCCACGACUCCUACCAGUGGAUCACUGCCCCGGAGGACGCUCCGGCCUCCCCAGUGGAGACCCAGAUCUUUGAGGACCCCCGGGAGUUCUUGAGCCACUUAGAGGAAUAUUUGAAGCAGGUGGGAGGGACUGAGGAGUACUGGCUCUCUCAGAUCCAAAACCACAUGAACGGCCCAGCUAAAAAGUGGUGGGAAUACAAGCAGGACUCGGUCAAGAACUGGGUGGAGUUCAAGAAGGAGUUCCUGCAGUAUAGCGAGGGCACUUUGACCAGGGAUGCCAUCAAACGGGAGCUGGAUCUACCCCAGAAGCAGGGGGAACCCCUGGACGAGUUCCUCUGGCGUAAGAGAGACCUGUAUCAGACACUCUACACUGAUGCAGAGGAGGAGGAAAUUAUCCAGUAUGUGGUAGGCACCCUCCGGCCCAAAUUCAAGCGCUUCCUGAGUCACCCCUUGCCCAAGACCUUAGAGCAGUUGAUCCAGAGGGGGAAGGAAGUCCUAAGUGACUUUGACCAGUCAGAAGAGCCGACCCCGCAGAGAACCCCAGAGCAUCAGCCAGGGGACUCGGUUAGUAGCUUGCCACCUUCAACCACAGCUAGUCCCAUUGCCAGCGAUGAGACACAACCCGAGCCCCCUACCCCACCAGCUACGGUGAUAUGAGCUAGUACAAGUACGGGAUUGGCCUGUAUUAUACAAAGGUGUGGAGGGGGCUGAUUUAGGAAGCUUCUCCUUAGUGAGAGGUUCUGGCUGUGACCAGUCAUGGCUGGACUCAGUCCAAUGGCCCUCGGCAGAGGAAUGAACUUUGUUUACGGAUGGGCCACGUGAGAACGUAGCUGCCUGCCUCACCCAAGUCAUGUGACAGGGGUGGGGGCAAGUCUGAGGAUACAAUUUUAACCACUGUGGGGUGGACAGUUUUAUGAUACUCUCGGCAGGAAGCUAGACAGUUCCCCCCUGCAGAGGCAGCCACCCUAUGCUGGCGCCUUUCAAGGACUUCAGACAGGUGCAGCUAUUGACCAAGAGUUCCCACCUACCCACCAGUCUCGUAUCCUCUGGAGAGGGGUCCCCUUCCUCA
Molecule: messenger RNA, 2170 nt
Organism: Trachemys scripta elegans
Lineage: Eukaryota; Metazoa; Chordata; Testudines; Emydidae
Gene: ARC
Product: activity regulated cytoskeleton associated protein
Exons: 1
Coding region: 541-1758 (405 amino acids)
Biological process (GO): modulation of chemical synaptic transmission; positive regulation of AMPA receptor activity
Molecular function (GO): mRNA binding
Source: RefSeq, a predicted model, not a curated record